AAUUCCUGUUGACAGGAAACACCACCAACUCGAUAUCAAAAUCCUCGACUGCGAAUAGUCGAACCCCCGCAGUCCGCCCAUCAUGGACGCCGUACUUCGACAAUCCAAGUCCAUGUGUCCAUUCUUGAAGAAGACUUCUCCCGCCACUCUUCGAGCCCUCUCCACCUCGACCCGUCAAUCCUCCCCGGGUGGUGGCAGCAUGUCUAAUUUGCAGACCAUUGCCCGUCGCUGCCCCAUCAUGGGAAAGGCUCUCGCUGUCCAGACCGCAAAAUCCGGCAAGGUGGGGCUUGGUGGCGUCGCAGCUUUGGGAGUUAUCAGAGCCUUCUCCAGCAAGGUGAACUCUGGAAAGGCCAAAUUGCACACUAGCCGUCAACACGGUGCUCGCGCUGUUGAAGAUACCCUCUUUGGCCGUGAGAAUGUUCCGUACCCGCAACAUGUCAAGCCUACCCGUCAACCAGCCCACCAUACUGCUCCGAAAUUCGACUAUGAGGGAUUCUACAAUACCGAACUCGACAAGAAGCACAAGGACAAGUCUUACCGUUACUUCAACAACAUCAAUCGUCUUGCUAAGGAGUUUCCCCGCGCUCAUAUGUCCAAGAAGGAUGAGAAGGUUACGGUUUGGUGCUCCAACGACUACCUUGGAAUGGGUCGCAACCCCCAGGUUCUGAAGCAGAUGCACGAAACUCUCGAUGAAUAUGGCGCAGGUGCUGGAGGAACUAGGAAUAUCUCUGGCCAUAAUCAGCAUGCUGUGGGUUUGGAGGCGUCGAUUGCAAAACUCCAUGCGAAGGAUGCAGCAUUAGUGUUCACUUCCUGCUAUGUUGCGAAUGAUGCUACUCUGGCAACCUUGGGAAGCAAGUUACCGGACUGUGUCAUUCUUUCGGAUAGCCUGAAUCAUGCUUCUAUGAUCCAGGGAAUUCGUCAUUCUGGAGCGAAGAAGGUUGUGUUCAAGCAUAAUGAUCUAGCUGAUUUGGAGGCAAAGCUUGCAGCUCUACCAGCCCACGUUCCGAAGAUCAUUGCAUUUGAAUCAGUUUACAGCAUGUGUGGCAGUAUUGGACCCAUUGAAGGAAUUUGCGACCUCGCUGAAAAGUAUGGCGCGUUGACCUUUCUCGAUGAAGUUCAUGCUGUAGGCAUGUACGGACCACACGGAGCUGGUGUAGCAGAACAUCUUGAUUACGAAGCCCAUCUAGCGGGUCGUCCACGUGGGACAAUCAUGGACCGUGUUGAUAUCAUUACUGGUACCCUUGGAAAGGCAUAUGGUUGUGUAGGCGGAUACAUUGCGGGAUCUACCAAGAUGGUUGAUACAAUCCGUUCUCUGGCACCUGGAUUCAUCUUCACCACCUCACUUCCUCCAGCGACAAUGGCAGGUGCCAAAACUGCAAUAGAAUACCAAAUGGAAUACCAAGGCGAUCGACGACUCCAGCAACUGCACACUCGGGCCGUGAAGGACUCUCUCUCCGAGCGCGAUAUUCCCGUAAUCCCUAACCCCUCACAUAUUAUCCCUGUCCUGGUUGCAAACGCCGAAUUGGCGAAGAAGGCAUCUGAUAUGCUCUUGGAUGACCAUGGAAUUUAUGUCCAAUCCAUCAAUUACCCCACCGUUCCUGUGGGUCAGGAGCGUCUCCGCAUCACUCCUACACCAGGCCACAUCCGUGAAUAUCGCGAACAUCUAGUUUCAGCGCUUGAAUCGGUCUGGAAUGACCUGGGAUUGAAGCGUACGAGUGAGUGGGCUAAGGAAGGAGGGUUUAUUGGUGUCGGUGAGCCUGGAUUCCAGGCACCAGAACCUCUCUGGACUGAUGCACAAUUGGGUGUUAGUGAGGUAGUGAAGGAAAUGAAGGCUGGUUCGGGUCCGGUGGGCGUCAUGGAAGCUCUACUUGAGCGAGAGACGAAGGAGACAGCCAGAGCUGUUUCCGCUGCUGCUUAAGCCGGCACGCCUCGUUUCGCUGCAGGUCAUCGACCUAGAAUGCAGCAUGGCAGAUGUUGAGGAGAGCUCAUCGGACCCAAAACCACGUUCCUUCGAGCGAUAUCACUUGAUUACUGAUUUAGUUUAUUUUGCUAGGCGCCAGUUGGCGAUAUAUCGCGAAUCUGGUCGUCUACGCUAUGAAAGCUUUGCCUUUUG
Messenger RNA from Mollisia scopiformis, 2113 nucleotides. RefSeq names its product tetrapyrrole biosynthesis, 5-aminolevulinic acid synthase. The transcript has 2 exons. Gene Ontology annotation, molecular function: 5-aminolevulinate synthase activity; pyridoxal phosphate binding. Gene Ontology annotation, biological process: heme biosynthetic process. NCBI's taxonomy places the organism in Eukaryota, Fungi, Ascomycota, Leotiomycetes, Helotiales, Mollisiaceae. Gene Ontology annotation, cellular component: mitochondrion. The record is from RefSeq and is a predicted model, not a curated record. The coding region runs from base 83 to 1918 and encodes 611 amino acids.